Molecule: messenger RNA, 1355 nt
Organism: Dothidotthia symphoricarpi CBS 119687
Lineage: Eukaryota; Fungi; Ascomycota; Dothideomycetes; Pleosporales; Dothidotthiaceae
Exons: 3
Coding region: 246-1343 (365 amino acids)
Source: RefSeq, a predicted model, not a curated record
GUCAAGUUCGUGACCCACGUCUCAGUAACACCGCCUUUCAAUUUAUCACCAGCCUCCUGCUGUUCGGGACGCAUUUGUUCUCAUACACCUACUGCUUCCCCGCAUCGAUAUCUUCUUCUUGAAGCUCGUUGAGCUUCAUGAUGUUUCCUUCGCUGCUACACACAUAUUCUUAUCUCAAAACACCUCCAAAACGAAGCCUAGUUUGUCAGUCUUGGCCCCAGAUCACAUCUACCUCUUGCUAGUGUAUGGCCCCACCAUGGGUUACGUUCGAUAGUGUUGCUUUCUACGGUGGGAACUGUGGUAAUGGGGCAGAGCCAGAUAUCGCGGGUAUCGGCGUCGUACUCUCCUUCGUUAUCGCCAGUGUCAUGACGACAAUAGCUUCCAUCCUUGCUAUGAUUCUCGAUCAAGCCCACGACUCCAAGGGCCAGUUCACACUGCGAGCCCCCAUCAAAUACAUUCGUGAGCGGUUCCUGGAUACAGAGUGGAAGAAGGACUAUGCGUGGCGUCCGUUUCUAGAUCCGCUGAUUAUAGGCCUGGGGGAUCAGCAGUUGAUCACAGGUUAUGCUGUACUGCUCAGCGGAUGGAUAAAGGUUGCACAAGAUUCCUUUGAAGUGCAGGGCGCGCACUUCGUUCUGAUCUUAUACAUCUGCGCGCUCUCGUCAUCGUCUCACCUCGCCGCUCUCCUCACGCUCCGCAAGUACUUUCGCAAGUACAAGCUCAUUGCAAAGAUCCGACUCACGCUCGUCGUCUUGUUCACUGUGUUCCUCCUGUCGUCCAUGGUUGCAGCCAUCUGCAAGCCGCCCACCGUCAUCAAGCUUGGAAACGGUGACACAGAAAUACAGGGUCGUGCGCAAAGACUGUCAUUCGUAGUUCCUCUGUUCCUCAUCGUGAUCGGUUUCUCUACAGCAUUAGUGUGCAUUCUCUACGAUCCAAGACGACAAGGCAUCGCUUUCCGCCUAUCAAACACCUCAGCAAAUUCCGUACCAUGUCACGCCCGCCGCGCAACAGAUCCCAAGCAGAACGGCCUCACCACACACGGUAUAGCAACUCCAGCGCACCUGGGCCUUUGCUUUCUAUAUUACCUUUUUCUCAACCCGCUCAUCGCCUUCGCCGUUCAGAUUCUGUUGGCUAUACUAUCAGCUACAUUGGUUUUGAGCCAGAAGUUCGCGCAGCCGGAUGAUCCAGGGCGAUUCUGCGGGUUGCAGGAUGAAGGAGAGAAUGUGUGGGGAUUUGGUCAAACACUUAGUGUUGUUAUGCUGUUGUUGCCUGCAAUGAGUGCGUGUCAUACGUAUUUGGAAGGGAGACAGGAUAUUCAUGAGGGAUUCACCAGACCGAAGGAUUGAGAUGGAGUGCGG